AUUUACUGAACAAUCCAUUUUUGUUUGCUUGUCCUGUUGUGAGAAGAAAAUGGCGUACAAGAUCUUACUCGCAUUGCUCACCCUCCAGGUGUUUACCCUCGCGGCUACUCAGCAGCUAAGCAGCAAGAAGAUCUCCGGCAAUGUGAAGGAUGAUAUUCUGAAUCCCGAUGUUAGUGUUUCGGAAGCGUAUAAAAUGUACAUGGAGGCGUACACUGAUCCAGAGGAUAAGCUGAUGUUAGCGUCGACUGACCCGAACUCUCAUAAGAGACAGAGGAAACUGCAGCAGCAAGUGUUUUCACGGAACCUUAACAAAUGUAAAUCUCACAACGAGAAGUUUAAGAAAGGAGAGACUUCCUACCAGUGUACAGUAAACUCCUUCAUUGUUAUGGACACCUCCACAAGGAAACAAUAUUUGGGAUUGAGUCAGAACAUGAGUCUGCUAGAGAACGGGAGGAACAGCCGACCAGCUGCUUUGCAGUCUUCUGGGUCACUGCAGGCUCUACCAAAUACAUUCGACUGGAACAAGAAAGGGUACGUAACACCAGUUAAGAACCAGGGAGGAUGUGGAAGUUGUUGGAGUUACGGUGCUAUUGGACCGAUAGAGUACGCCUACAAGGCAGCUACAGGAAAACUUCUCUCAUUUUCUGAACAAGAACUCCUCGACUGUACCUAUGAGCAUCUUGGAAGUGAUGAGGACGGCUGUGAAGGUUCCUGGUAUACCUCAGCCUGGGACUUUGUUAUAGAAAAGAACCAUCUCCCAUCUGAAGCUAACUACCCUUACAAGGAAAAGGAUGGGAAGUGUGUCCAUAAUUCUCAUUCUAAUGAUAUUGCUGGAAAAAUUCAAGUUACAGGUUACACCCAGUCCGCUAAGACAGAAACUGCAGUUUUGACUGAUCUGGUGAACAAGAUGCCGCUAGCUGUUGCCUUCACGGUUGAGGAUAAUUUCUACAGUGUUGGAGAGGGUAUAUACGACGGAUGUAAGAAACCUACUCACCCUAAUCAUGCUGUCAUUUUGACAGGAUAUGGUACAAACUUCUUCGAGAUUAAAAACAGUUGGGGUGCAGAUUGGGGAAUGAACGGGUUCGCUAGAUUCGAAAGAGGAAGAGAUAUUUGUGGGCUUCUGUCGUAUGCUUACUACAUCGAGUACAAAGACUUGGACGAAAACGAUGGAGGUAAAGAUGAAAGUGAAGAUGACGAAAAAGAUAAUGAAGGCGAGGAAAACGAAGAGGAGAAGGACGAGGAGGAAAAUGAGGAGGAAGAGAACAAUGAGGACGAAGAAGAAGAAGCAACCGAGGAGAAUAAGGAGGUGAAAGAAUGUAGAGAACCCAACGACAAACUAGGUUUGAACUACCGAGGUACCAUGAGAACGACAACCUCAGGAAAAUCCUGCCAAAACUGGGAGUCCCAGAGCCCCAACGAACACACCCGAACUCUAGAAAACUACCCAGGGACCGGGAUAAAGAACAACAACUACUGCCGGAACCCAGACCACGAAGGAGCAGGUCCGUGGUGCUAUAAUUCCGAGUCUACAGAGCCUAGGUGGGAAUACUGUGAUGUUCCGGUUUGUGGAGAAGAUGAAGAGGAGGAAAGUGGAACUGAGGGUGGAACUGAGUGGGCAACAGAGUGGGCAACAGAAGAUGAAGAGGAUUGUCUACCAGAAGACGAUCCAACAGGAUUAUACUACAGGGGUUCUAUCAGCAAGACUGAAUCAGGUCGGGAAUGUAAAAGCUGGAAUGAUAACAAGGGAGUUGACAAGAAUUACUGCCGACGACCAGAUGGGAACUCUGCGAUUAAGAAACCUUGGUGCUACACCAGAAAAGGGAGAAACCCACGAUGGGAGUACUGCGAUAUUCCUAACUGUGAGAAGAAAGAAGAAGACAGUUCUUGUACUGAUGAUCAUGAGUAUUGUGCUAAUUGGGCAUAUCUUGAUUUUUGUUCCGAACCGGGUUAUAAAGAGUUCAUGACCUCUACAUGCAGAAAGUCGUGUGAAGUGUGCGGAGGAGACGAAGAAGAGCUCAACUGCAUGGACUAUCAGGAAGACUGCCCUGCUUGGGCUCAAAAAGGUUUCUGUAAUUCUGGUAGCCUCCACAGUGACUACAUGGAGAUGUACUGUGAGAAGAGUUGUGGAAUGUGCGGCGAAGGAGGCACUGAAUAUAAAACAGAAUCAUACACCGAGUGGUGGGAGAGGAAGUCAGACAAAACCACUGAAACUGAAGCACCCUCGACCAAUUAUUCGGAUAAGAACACUGAUAAAACAACUGAAACUACAGCAUCCUCGACUGAAGCACCCGCAACAGAAGAGACCAAGGAGAAGACAGAAGCUCCAGAAGAAGAAGAAGAAGAAGAAGAUAGAGAUAAUGAAGAGUGUGGAGGUGGAUUAACAAGAUGUUCCGAUGGUGUUUGUAGACAAAGACACAUGUGCUAAAACAGAGAUUGAGUACAUAAUGAUAUAUCAAACACUGAUCAAUAAAUUACACAUCCAAAUUUAAUGCAGAAGCUUUUUAUGACCAGUAGUGUUAUUUUUAUCCCUGUCAUUGUAUUUGUUACAAUAUUACUUGAAAAUGUGAACAAUGAAUUGUUUAAAAACU
Bolinopsis microptera is the source of this 2588-nucleotide messenger RNA. RefSeq lists its product as uncharacterized. The record is from RefSeq and is a predicted model, not a curated record. Gene Ontology annotation, molecular function: cysteine-type endopeptidase activity. Gene Ontology annotation, cellular component: lysosome. Bases 50 to 2425 code for a protein of 791 amino acids. NCBI's taxonomy places the organism in Eukaryota, Metazoa, Ctenophora, Tentaculata, Lobata, Bolinopsidae. The transcript has 3 exons.